This is a messenger RNA of Gilbertella persicaria, 2531 nucleotides long. RefSeq lists its product as uncharacterized. The coding region runs from base 345 to 2498 and encodes 717 amino acids. The transcript is spliced from 9 exons. Gene Ontology annotation, cellular component: guanyl-nucleotide exchange factor complex. Lineage: Eukaryota; Fungi; Mucoromycota; Mucoromycetes; Mucorales; Choanephoraceae. The record is from RefSeq and is a predicted model, not a curated record.
CUUUUAUGGCUCAAAGAAAAGAAGAUCCACUUGUUAUCUCUACACCUUGGUGGAGUGACCAAGUAUUGACACCCACCCAUACAAGCCAUAAAGACUUUGUGCUUAUUAGUGAAUUUUCGGAGCUAGAAGGUCCAUUACCUUUGGCUGUAGUGACAGGCACAUCCUACCUUGACUUAAAGCACUAUACAGACAAGACAAACUCGUCUUUUAUGAAUCAAGAACUCUACAGUCUUGGUCUCGAAUCAUUUGAUUUUAAUGCGUUUGUCUUGCGUGUCGUGUCUGUGGACCGAAGUACAGAAUUUGAGUAAAUAACAAACAACGAUAACUACUCGACUAAGAUAAAUAUGAAUAGACAAAUGGAUGAAACAUCGUCUUUAUUUGAAGAUUCCAUCAUUCAACAACUACAACAAAAGCAACCGGGUGUUUUCUCAAUCCCUGAUGAUACACAGAUUUAUUUUAUAGAUUCUGAACAUCAUUUUUUUACAUUUACACAUCAUUUAACUUUGUUUGAUAUCAAUGCAAGAGGUUAUGUACAUCCUGUUGCACUUUCUUAUAUCACAAGAGAUCCUGAUAAAAUUGUACUUCGUUUUGAGGAAUUAAUGGAGAAGUUUAAUGAAGUGUCUGUUAAAAUGAAAAGAGGCAAUUACUCCAACUUCACUUUGGAUUUGAGAUGCAGACUGUUGGAUUUAGAACACACACAACUCAUCCUCCAAAACAAGGUGGCUGAUAAACCCGCUUUAUCUACUCAGGCUAUUCAACAGACUAUUGCAGCCACGAAAUUAAUGAUUGAUACCCUUGAAUCCAGCACAAGCCAAAUGAACAACUUAUCAAAAGAUACCACACCUCAAGGCUCUGUUGAACCACCUAAAGAUUACAAGCCAAAAUGCAUUGAUACACUCUAUCCUGUACCUCAUUUUGAACGCAAAUUACGUUCAUUGGCACAACUCUGCCAGGAACCUGACAAAAACGAUCCCAACAGAAGGAAAUCCAUCACUCAGAAUACAGCCACCAUGAUUCCACUUGUGUUCUCCAUGAUGGAAGCCCAACAGACAAAUUUACCUAUCCAUAGUCGUACUACAUUAGCCAAUACAAUCAUGCACAAUAUGUAUGCAGAGACAAUCAAGUCUAUUCAGGACAUUGCACAUCAUUUUGGUAAAAGUAGUGUUAUAUUGGAUGUAGAGGAUGAAGAGAAAUUGUUUGUAGAUCCUGUUUCUUCUGCCUUGACAAUUGGAAGAACACUCAUGUUAAACAUGGACAACCCUCAACCUAGAGUACAUGAAGAGCAGCAUCUCGUCAAGGAAGAAGGAUCAACUAUGGAUAUGAAGCGAACAGAUACAGAAUAUUCAGUGAACGAUAUGCCUUUAAGCACAACUCUACUUUCGAUAGACAAACCAACUGAAGAAGAAGAAGAAGCAUUGUACUAUCCUAUCUUGUUUUCUCCAUUACAACUAUGGAAAUCAUCCAGUACAAACCUACUUAAAGUACUUGCCCAAUAUCAAUCACUCAUUGUGGAUGUCAUCUUUUCUCUAUUGAUUGGUCGAACUGUCCUUAUUCAAGGAAGUACGCAGAAUAAAGGAAAAGUACAACAAGUCGUAAGAGCAUUGUCUGUGUUUGUACCUGGACAGCAUAAAGAAAGACAUCAAAUUAUUGAUUGGUUUGAUAGUGCAAGACUGACACAAUCGCAUAUUGCCAGUAUGAAACUCGUAGGCAUCAAUAAAGACAACCUUGAUCCAAGCAUUCAUGUCGACAGUAGUUGUGUGCUUGAUAUUGAUAUCAAGAAUGGAUCCUUAAACUCAAGUCCGGUUUAUGUAGAAGGACAAUGGAUCAAUCAACUAUUGGAUCGGAUGAUGCUAUUUACAUCUGAUGAAUCCUAUCUUGCUUAUUUACAUACAGUAUUCAUGAACAUGUCUUUAAAAGCAUUUAUCUAUCAUCAUUUAUACCUUUGCAAUGAAUUCGAUAUAGACGAAGAUGAAGGACAAUCUUCUACAAGCAAAGGAUACUUGUCAGAAACAAAUUCAGAAAGUAGUACACUCAGUCGAAAAUGGAGUAUUCGGCUUAUGAACUAUUUAAAGAAACAUGAAGAUCAAGACACCGAUACGGUAUCUGCGACUGAAUCUGAAGAUCAUUCAGAAGAAAAUCAAGCGACUGUUACUUUACAAGAUAUCAUUGGCCAAAAGUCAACAGGCAACUCGGAUAAACCACGUACGAUUGUAGGUUUAUUUGAUAGAGACAGUAGCAGUGAAGAAGACGAUACUUCUUUAAAUUUCGAUAUGCAUGAUUUAGCAAUACAGCAAUUGGAUAGUGACUCAAGCAGCAGUGACGAAGACAACACACCUGUCCGUAAAGGGAAAAAACAUCGAUUUCGAAAGAAUUCGGAUAUUGGACCAGACGGCGUUUCUUUAACCGAAAGAAGAGGCAGAAGGUAUUUACAAGAUAAACUAAAAGUUUAUGGUGAUGAUCAAACCAUUGUUGUGUAUUUGGCCACAUGUGUGUUGUAAUCUUCAAUUUCUGUGAGAAAUAAAUGACUCGGG